AUGGUCUUUGACAUUGCCGUAAAUAUUACGGAUAACCAGUAUCUAGGUGAAUACUACCAAAAAACCAAGCACAUAUGCGACAUUCCCCAAGUGGUUGAACGAGCCCGAGCCAAAGAAAUCCAGAUGGUCUUCCUCGGUACGUCACUUUCCACAUCAAUUGAAAGUAUCUACUUAGCCGAACAGUACGACCAGUUUGCUACAAUCGGUAUUCAUCCCGGGAGCACUACAGAAUGCACUCCCAAGGACAUUUUAGCCAUCCAGCAACUUCUAACAGGCACUUCUCCCAAAACAUAUACCCAUUUACUUCGCGACCAAGUUCAAUCUAUUGUUACCAGUACUAACCCAACCAGCCAGCGAAUAAUUGCUAUUGGAGAGGUUGGUCUGGACUAUUUCCGAGACUAUUCCCCACGCGAAACCCAAAGAGAAGUCUUUCAGGCAAUGCUUGAACUGUCCAAACUCUCACCACUUCCCUACCUACUCCACUAUCGCGACUGUCAAGACGACUUUUUAGAUCUCAUUAGCAACUACCAAAUCCGAGGUGUUGUUCAUUCUUUCACAGGCACACUUGAAGAAAUGCAUGUUUUGACCAGUAAAGGCUUCUACAUCGGCAUAAACGGCGCCUCCAUUCGAGAAAACCCAGAGACCAAAGUCAUUGAAGAACUAGACCUCACUCGAUUACUAGUCGAAACCGAUGCUCCAUGGUGUAGCAUAAGAAAGACUUCACCCUACUACAACAGCACACAAGAAUACUUACCAGCCAAAAAGACAUGGAGUCCCGAACUAGGCUACAAAGGAAGAAAUGAGCCCCUCAACCUAUACCAAGUCAUUGAUAUCAUUGCCAGCAUCAAAGAAGUAUCUCCCGCCGAAAUCAUUCAAAUUACCAACCAAAACUUCAACAAUCUCUUCCAACCACCAACCACCAUUUAA
This is a messenger RNA of Nematocida homosporus, 927 nucleotides long. RefSeq names its product TatD DNase family protein. Lineage: Eukaryota; Fungi; Microsporidia. The transcript has a single exon. The record is from RefSeq and is a predicted model, not a curated record. The coding region runs from base 1 to 927 and encodes 308 amino acids. Gene Ontology annotation, molecular function: hydrolase activity, acting on ester bonds.